AUGGCACCGUUUUCGACCGUCCAGUUUGGGCUGCUGUUGUGUACCGUUUAUGUGCUGGUUGAUCCUACGCCGGCCAGUGAAUACUACGGUUCCAUAUCUCCCUAUAAAGCACAGCCAGAGAAUUCUACGUGCCCGGAAGCAGUCCCGCUUCGGGACGUUAGGCCACAAAGCUGUUGCCAAAGCUUUCUCGGUCUGCAUAACACGAUUAUCGACUGCUUGUCAAAGCCCUGCAUCGCGCACUGUCUGUUGCAAAACUUCCGGACGCAAAAGAUUUUGGGCAGCAUGUCGAUGACGGUGUCCAGCUUGAUAGCCGUCGCGCCGAAGCUGAGCACACACUACGAGCAAUGCCAAAGCAAACUGUUUGAGUUCGUCAUCGGCAACGCGUUUGACGGUGACUUCCAGCGUACCGUGUGCGAUGAGCGGCUGGAACAGUUCUUCGAGUGCAUGGUGAAGGCGUGGUUGCUGGACUGCAUAGGGUACGAUGUCGCCAAUGCUAGGUGCGUUGAUUUGCAGACGGCGGUCAAGUCCUCGGAAUGCAGCGUGAGAUCGUUCUUCACAAAUGCCGGCACGAUGUAG
Molecule: messenger RNA, 576 nt
Organism: Anopheles marshallii
Lineage: Eukaryota; Metazoa; Arthropoda; Insecta; Diptera; Culicidae
Exons: 2
Coding region: 1-576 (191 amino acids)
Source: RefSeq, a predicted model, not a curated record